Molecule: messenger RNA, 486 nt
Organism: Schizophyllum commune H4-8
Lineage: Eukaryota; Fungi; Basidiomycota; Agaricomycetes; Agaricales; Schizophyllaceae
Exons: 3
Coding region: 1-486 (161 amino acids)
Source: RefSeq, a predicted model, not a curated record
AUGGUUCAGUCAUACAAAACCCCUCAAUAUCAGCUCAAGGCGGGCGCCAUCGCAGGAAUCAUCGUCGCCGCUGUCUGCGCUGCUUUCCUGUACUUCUUCGCCGCCUUCUGUCUGCGGAGGCAUCGGCGCGCGGUGAGGGCUGCAACACGGAGUUCACCCAGCGUGGGCAGCAUCGAGCGCGGUCUACCUGCGACUACGCAGGUGGAUGGCCGGGAGGUGUCCUUGCCCAGCUAUCUCCGCGCGCUCGACGGCCGGGUACCUCGAAGCCUUCUGGGAUCGCAGUCUACUCUCGCAACAGCUCGCAUCCCAACCCCACCGCCAGCGUACGACGCAGCGCUAAAAGCAGCAAAAGCUUCCCUUCCUGAUGUCCUGACCGCCCCGCCUUCCCCGCCGUCGUCUGUUCUGCCGUCCUACUUCGACGCAGAAUCCCCGGCGCCGCGAGAACCGCCGAGUCCGCCUGCGCCUGCUGCGUCCUUGCGUUCUUGA